AUGCAGAUAAUCUGGCGCGACUCCGCGCCCGCCGCCGAAUACGAGGAGGCCCGCGUGGGCCGAGUCUUCAACCACCGACGUCCCGACCGCUUCCCCCUGGCUGUUGUCAAAGCCACUUGCCAGGAAGACAUCAUCGCAGCAGUCAAACUGGCUAAAGCGAAAAAUUGUCGGCUUGCCGUGCGCUCCGGGGGCCAUUCGUGGGCCGCCUGGAGCGUGCGUGACAAUUCGAUUCUCCUCGAUCUCGGCAAUUACAAGCAGCUGGACGUCGACCCCGCCACUCGCACGGCGAGAGCCACACCCAGCAUGACGGGACGGGAGCUGAAUGGCGUUCUCAUCAAGGAGCACAAUCUGAUGUUUCCCGGGGGUCAUUGUCCGGAUGUUGGGCUCGGGGGAUUUCUGCUCCAGGGCGGGAUGGGGUGGAACUGUCGGAAUUGGGGCUGGGCGUGCGAGCGCGUCCAGGCGGUCGAUGUGGUCACCGCACAGGGCGAUGUUCUACAUUGCAACGCCACCCAGAACCGGGAGCUGUAUUGGGCUGCCCGCGGUGCCGGUCCGGGCUUUCCCGGGGUAGUCUCGAAGUACCACCUCGAACUCAUCCCCUACCCGCGCGACGGCUUCCGCUCGUCCGGCUACAUCUACCCGAUCCGACUCUACCGCGAAGCCUUCAGCUGGAUCCUGCAGGCCACCCCGACCUCCGAUGAAGACACCGAAAUCGCCGUCGUCGCGCAAUACCCCGAGGGAAUGGACGAGCUGUGCCUGUUCGUCCUCUUCGUGACGAUGAAGCACGAUCCCGCGGCCGCAGAAGCCGCCCUCCGCCCGCUGCACGACUCCCGCCCUGCCGGGGCCAUCGUCGAAUGGUUCUGCGAGACCGACAGCUUGGAGAAGCAGUACGAGAACCAAUUCAAAGCCAAUCCGGAGGGCCACCGGUAUUGCGCGGAGAACGCGUACAUCCGGAACGAUGCGGAUGUCCCCGCCGUGCUGGAGGAGGCGUUCACCACCCUCCCUCACCGCAAGGCCUUUGCCCUCUGGUACGCAAUGUACCCCUGCAGUCGGCGCAAGCUGCCAGAUAUGGCGUUGAGUAUGCAGAGCGAUCAUUACUUCGCGCUGUAUACGGUGUGGGAGGAGGCCCGAGAUGAUGCGCGCUGCCAGGGGUGGGUGGCCGAUGUCAUGCAGAAGGUGGCGCCACAUGCGGUGGGGGCGUACUUGGGGGAUUCGGAUUUCCAGGUGAGGAAGACGAAGUUCUGGGCGGAUGACAAUGCGCGCAGGCUGAUGGGGUUGAGACGGCGGUUUGAUCCCGAGGGGCGGAUUUGUGGGUAUCUGGAUAAGGGGGAUACGUCGGGGGUACGGGGGUUGGCUAUUGAAAGUGAGGUUAAGUUGUAG
Messenger RNA from Aspergillus aculeatus ATCC 16872, 1377 nucleotides. Its product is annotated as FAD-binding oxidoreductase. The coding region runs from base 1 to 1377 and encodes 458 amino acids. Gene Ontology annotation, molecular function: FAD binding; oxidoreductase activity. The transcript has 3 exons. NCBI's taxonomy places the organism in Eukaryota, Fungi, Ascomycota, Eurotiomycetes, Eurotiales, Aspergillaceae. The record is from RefSeq and is a predicted model, not a curated record.